Molecule: messenger RNA, 1608 nt
Organism: Penicillium vulpinum
Lineage: Eukaryota; Fungi; Ascomycota; Eurotiomycetes; Eurotiales; Aspergillaceae
Exons: 2
Coding region: 1-1608 (535 amino acids)
Biological process (GO): basic amino acid transport; transmembrane transport
Cellular component (GO): fungal-type vacuole membrane
Molecular function (GO): basic amino acid transmembrane transporter activity
Source: RefSeq, a predicted model, not a curated record
AUGUCUGUAGAAGAAACUGCCAGAGAGCCUGCGUCUGAGCAGACGCCCCUUCUUCGGGAUGCAUCCGAUGCUGCCAAUGAUGACACCCCACUACCCCAGGAACACAGCACCAAGGAGCUGAUUUGGAUCCUUGGAAGCAUCUGGCUCGGUGUCUUCCUGGCUGCUCUCGAUACAACCAUCGUCGCGACCCUCUCCGCCCCUAUCUCUUCGUCCUUCAACUCAUUCUCACUACUUUCGUGGCUAGCCACUUCUUAUCUCAUCUCCAAUGCCGCUUGCCAGCCUCUCAGUGGCCGUUUGACUGAUAUCUACUCUCGUCGUUGGGGGCUUGUGUUCUCCAACAUUUUCUUCGCCCUUGGCAACUUGAUCUGCGGCCUGGCAAGAGCGCAAUGGGUUAUCAUCCUUGGUCGCGUCGUGGCAGGUGUCGGAGGAGGCGGUCUUACUGCGAUCUCCACCUUCGUCACUUCGGAUCUGAUCCCUCUCCGCAAGCGCGGCAUCUGGCAGGGUAUUGGUAACAUCUGCUACGGUGCUGGCAUGGGACUUGGAGGUGUGUUUGGCGGAUGGAUCAACGACACUCUGGGAUGGAGAUGGGCAUUUCUGCUGCAAGUUCCCCUCUUGAUCAUUUCCUGCGUUCUAGUCGCAAUUAAAGUCGACAUUCCCGUGAAAGAGUCUGAUACCGCGCGACUCAAACGUGUUGACUUCCUCGGUGCCAUCACACUUGUUGUGACACUAGUCACAUUAUUGCUUGGCCUCAACACCGGCGGAAACCAAGUGCCCUGGACCCACCCGCUGGUGGUGUCAUCGCUGAUUGCCUCUGUUGUCUUCCUGGGUCUGUUCAUCUACGUGGAAGCUGAGGUUGCUUCUGAGCCUGUCAUUCCCGUGCGCCUCCUGCUUAACCGCACUGUCGCAGCUGCUUGUCUGACUAAUUGGUUUGGUACGAUGGCUGUCUUCGGUCUCCUCUUUUACCUACCAGUGUACUUCCAGGUGCAGGGUCUUUCUGCGACGGCUGCGGGCGCGCGAUUAAUUCCGCAGGCGAUCGGCACCUCGAUUGGCUCUUUGGGAUCGGGUCUUAUCAUGCGCGCCAGCGGCCGGUAUGCAUUCCUCAGUUAUGUUGCCAUGGCUGUUCAGCUUCUCUCUGGUGGGCUCAUCUGCACCUUGAAUCUUCACACGCCCGUGGCACUGCCGUUCCUCUAUUUCUUCCUGGGCGGUGCAUCCUAUGGUUCCAUGAUAACCAUCACAUUGGUGGCGCUUAUCUCCGCUGUAGACCACCAGCAUCAUGCGGUUGUGACUUCUGCUUCGUAUGCCUUCCGAAGCACCGGAAGUACGCUUGGUAUCACGGCUGCUUCGGCUGUCUUCCAGAACACCCUGAAGUCUGGGCUUUGGUCCAGACUCGGUGAGCGUGAGGACGCCAAGGAGCUAAUUGGACGGCUUCGAGAUAGCUUGGACGAGAUUUGGAAGCUGCCUGCAGACUUAACCCCCGGAGUGCUUGAUGCAUACAUGAACUCUUUGCGGGCGGUAUUCGUGACAUUGUUGGGCCUAGCCGCCCUAGGCGCAUUGACUAGUCUCGCCAUGAGAGAGCACAAGCUGCACAACAACCUGGCCCGACGAUAG